CAAAUUCGGCGAUCAAAAUCCAAGCUCUAUCGUGUUCCGCUCUUCCUGAACCUGGGAGUCAUUGGAUCCACUCGUAUCAGACGCUGUUGUGACUCGGUUCUGAGUUUGGUACUCAUCUUUCUGCUAAACAAUGGACUUCAGUUCAAUGAGCCGCGGUCAAAUUACCAUGAUGGGAUCUGGAUUUUGCGUGCUGGCUUCGAUGCAUUUCACCGUCCAGUUGCUAUCACAACAUCUGUUUUACUGGAAGAAUCCGAAAGAGCAGAAGGCGAUAAUAAUUAUAAUUCUUAUGGCUCCAUUGUAUGCAAUUGUCUCAUUUGUUGGUUUACUGGACAUCCAGGGAAGCAAAGUAUUUUUCACGUUUUUGGAAUCCGUCAAGGAGUGCUAUGAGGCUCUUGUGAUCGCGAAAUUCAUAGCUCUGAUGUAUAGUUAUCUGAAUAUAUCCAUUAGUAAAAACAUAGUGCCUGAUGGCAUCAAAGGAAGAGAGAUUCACCAUUCCUUUCCGAUGACUCUGUUUCAGCCGCAUACAGUCCGGCUGGAUCACCAUACUCUGAAGCUUUUGAAGUAUUGGACAUGGCAAUUUGUCAUCAUCCGGCCAGUUUGUUCCAUCUUGAUGAUAACAUUACAAUUACUUGGAUUUUACCCGAGCUGGCUGAGCUGGACAUUCACCAUCAUUCUCAAUAUUUCAGUUUCAUUGGCCUUGUACUCUCUGGUGGUAUUUUACCAUGUUUUUGCCAAGGAAUUGGCACCGCAUAAGCCACUUGCAAAGUUCCUGUGCAUCAAGGGGAUUGUCUUCUUCUGCUUUUGGCAGGGAAUAGUGCUCGACUUACUAGUCGAAACGGGCAUCAUCCGAUCUCACCAUUUCUGGUUAGACGUAGAACACAUUGAGGAAGCUAUUCAGAAUGUCUUGGUAUGUCUGGAGAUGGUUUGUUUCUCUGUCAUCCAGCAGUACGCUUACCACGCUUCUCCUUAUAGUGGAGAUGUUGAAACAAAGCUGUUUAAUAGAAAGAAGAAUGAAUGAUGCGAAUAAACCCAGUAAUAAGAUUGAGAACCAUACAAGUCAGAAUUGGUUUUUGUUCAAGGAUGAACUUGGUUCAUUUUGUGUAUUACGUAUUCUAGUAUUAACAUUUACCUUUUCUGUUAUGAGUUACUACUACUACCGUUGUAGCCCGCUAGGCUUGUACCAAUAAAUAUAUUAUUGAUAUAAACUAUUGAGUAUAA
Messenger RNA from Morus notabilis, 1218 nucleotides. RefSeq names its product transmembrane protein 184 homolog DDB_G0279555. The coding region runs from base 131 to 1018 and encodes 295 amino acids. Lineage: Eukaryota; Viridiplantae; Streptophyta; Magnoliopsida; Rosales; Moraceae. Gene Ontology annotation, biological process: transport. The record is from RefSeq and is a predicted model, not a curated record. Gene Ontology annotation, molecular function: transporter activity. The transcript has 5 exons.